Molecule: messenger RNA, 942 nt
Organism: Exophiala bonariae
Lineage: Eukaryota; Fungi; Ascomycota; Eurotiomycetes; Chaetothyriales; Herpotrichiellaceae
Exons: 1
Coding region: 1-942 (313 amino acids)
Source: RefSeq, a predicted model, not a curated record
AUGUCGUCUACGCUGCUGAAGAAGGCAAAGCUGCCAGCCGCCUACAACGCCUGGCAGUGCUGUUCCUGCAAUCAUUCAAAUGCAUCUCCCCGCAAACGCCUCAAAUCCCAGGGUCCAAGCCCUCCGCAGUCGAGGACAUAUGCCGACGUCAAAUCUCAGCCAUAUGAGUUUAGAGAUAACAUGAACUGGCCUUGUCGGGCGACUCCCUUCACACCUACUCCGUAUGAGAUCUUCGACCUCGCAAAGAACGGAGCAUAUUCCAAACAUAAGUUCCUGGAAUUGGUCAAGAUCUACCACCCGGACACGAGUGGGAGUGGACAUGCUACGGAACUUAGUCAUAUAGAGAGGCUAGAAAGAUACAGACUGGUGGUUCAGGCGCACGAGAUAUUAUCCGACCCUGUCAAGCGACGAGCGUUCGACGCAUCGGGCGCAGGAUGGGGCACACGAGUACGAAAUGCAGACAGACAUACCAAAGGCUACACGAACGCCGAGGGCAAAGCGUACGGCUUCGGGCCAGAGCACGACUCGACGAUUUUUCAGAAUGCGACCUGGGAGGACUGGGAACGAUGGUACCGCCGGCGCGACAACCCGGACAAGCAAGCGUACGCGGGGACCUACGUUCAUCCGAACGCGUUCGCCUCGUUCGUCAUCAUCCUCGCAGUCCUCUCGGGCGUGCUUCAGGCGACACGUGCGGGACAGUAUUCCGGCGCCAUGGAGGAGAAGGCCAGAGCGUUCACGGAGGAGACGAGUCGUUUUUUGAACGAUCGGGCGGACCAUUUCAAGGAGAACCAGGUGUCGAGGGAUGGGCGGGUCAAGCAUUUCUUGCAGAAGAGGGACCCGUCGAAAUAUGGGUUGAAGAAUGAGGAGGGUGAGGUCUAUCGUAAGCAUUUCGAUGGGCGGUUGGUGCAGAGUCCGAUGUUGAAGGGGGAUGAAGCUGGUUGA